This is a messenger RNA of Hippocampus comes (tiger tail seahorse), 266 nucleotides long. Its product is annotated as T-box brain protein 1-like. The transcript has 2 exons. The record is from RefSeq and is a predicted model, not a curated record. Gene Ontology annotation, cellular component: chromatin; nucleus. Gene Ontology annotation, biological process: regulation of transcription by RNA polymerase II; cell fate specification; commitment of neuronal cell to specific neuron type in forebrain. NCBI's taxonomy places the organism in Eukaryota, Metazoa, Chordata, Actinopteri, Syngnathiformes, Syngnathidae. The annotation marks the transcript as partial. Gene Ontology annotation, molecular function: RNA polymerase II cis-regulatory region sequence-specific DNA binding; DNA-binding transcription factor activity, RNA polymerase II-specific.
AUCGUGUUUACAUGCACCCGGACUCGCCGAACACGGGUGCACACUGGAUGCGACAGGAGAUUUCUUUCGGAAAAUUAAAGCUGACAAACAAUAAAGGGGCGUCCAACAACACGGGACAGAUGGUGGUCCUGCAAUCUCUGCACAAGUACCAGCCGAGGCUCCACGUGGUGGAAGUGAACGAGGACGGCACGGAGGACUGCAGCCAGCCGGGCCGAGUGCAGACGUUCACCUUCGUCGAGACGCAGUUCAUCGCCGUCACCGCCUAC